AUGUACGCUAGUGAUAAAGAGACUUGUCCUAAUAAGCACCAAGAUAUGUCGACAAACGAUGUGGUGAUCAGCGGUAUGUCCGGUCGGUUCCCACUGUCGGACACCACCGACGAGUUCGCACGCAAUCUGUUCGACGGCAUAGAUAUGGUGACCGCCGAUGACAGUCGAUGGCCACCCGACUUGUUGGACAUGAACCCACGUAUGGGUCGAUUAGUAAACUAUGGUCUGUUUGACUCGACAUUUUUCGGGGUAAUGGAGCAAAUGGUGGAGGGGUUUGACCCCAUGGCCCGUAUGCUACUGGAAGUCACCUACGAAGCUAUCGUGGACGCGGAAGAUGCUAAUCCACAAUCGCUACGUGGUAGCCAAACGGGCGUGUAUGUUGCCGUAUCCAUGUACCCGAUGACAGAUGGCUAUCCCGAGUAUCUACAGCCGGAUAUACGCAAAAGUUUACAGUCGCAGUUCUUGACCCUGUACAAUUUGAAAACAUUUUACUCGAGCAGAAUAUCGUUUGUGUUUGACUUCAAGGGCCCGUCGAUGAUAGUGGACACCGCCUGCUCUGGUAGUGGCACUGCCUUUUGUCUGGCUAUGAACGAUAUGAAACUAGGUCACAUCGAUCAGGCCGUAAUAUGUGGCGCUCAUAUGACACUCGAGCCGUUUCAACUACAAGUAGGACAGGAGUUAGGCAUACUAUCAAGUAGGGGUAUAUCGGCCGUACUUGACCAGGAUGCUGAUGGUUUCGUAAAGGGUGAGACGGUAUGCGCCCUACUUUUACAGCACAGUGCCAACGCCAGACGCCUGUUGGCCACGGUUAGGUCGUCCCGUAUGAACAUCGAUGGGUAUAAGACUAUUGGGAUGUUCUUCCCGUCGGCUGAGGCACAGGAGGAGCUGAUGGUGAAGACUUACAAGGAGGCCAACAUAGACCCCUUAACGUUGACCUAUAUCGAGGGUCACGUGACUGGAACUAAGUGUACUGGAAAGACUGAAUUGUUGGUGGUCGGUGUCGGUCAAUAA
Oppiella nova is the source of this 1011-nucleotide messenger RNA. Lineage: Eukaryota; Metazoa; Arthropoda; Arachnida; Sarcoptiformes; Oppiidae. The record is from the annotation of a GenBank genome assembly.